Messenger RNA from Spinacia oleracea (spinach), 1077 nucleotides. RefSeq names its product 40S ribosomal protein S6-1-like. The transcript has 6 exons. Gene Ontology annotation, cellular component: ribosome. The record is from RefSeq and is a predicted model, not a curated record. NCBI's taxonomy places the organism in Eukaryota, Viridiplantae, Streptophyta, Magnoliopsida, Caryophyllales, Amaranthaceae. Gene Ontology annotation, biological process: translation. The coding region runs from base 134 to 886 and encodes 250 amino acids. Gene Ontology annotation, molecular function: structural constituent of ribosome.
GGCCAAGAUUUGCGUACCUAUAUAAAUUAGAGCUUUCCUCAAUCUGCAAUUGAAUCCGAACGCUAAAAAACCCUAGAGCGCAGUCUCUCUCUCUCGUUCAUUUUCCCUCAGCCGCAACUCUUUCCUUGCUACCAUGAAGUUCAAUAUCGCCAACCCUACUACAGGGUGCCAGAAGAAGCUCGAGAUCGACGACGACCAGAAACUCCGAGCUUUCUAUGACAAGAGGAUCUCUCAGGAAGUCAAUGGAGAUGCUCUCGGAGAGGAAUUCAAAGGAUACGUUUUCAAAAUCAUGGGAGGAUGUGACAAGCAAGGUUUCCCCAUGAAACAGGGUGUGCUUACUCCUGGAAGAGUUCGCCUGUUGCUCCACCGAGGAACAUCUUGCUUCCGUGGUCACGGAAGACGUGAUGGUGAGCGUCGUAGAAAGUCAGUGCGUGGGUGCAUUGUGAGCCAGGAUUUGUCUGUGUUGAACUUGGUUAUCGUUAAGAAGGGUGAUAACGAUCUUCCCGGUCUCACUGACACUGAAAAGCCAAGGAUGAGGGGACCAAAGAGAGCGUCCAAGAUCCGAAAGCUUUUCAACCUAUCCAAGGAGGAUGAUGUUCGCAAGUAUGUCAACACAUACCGAAGGGAGUUCACCAACAAGAAAGGCAAGAAGGUUAGCAAGGCUCCUAAGAUCCAGCGUCUUGUUACUCCAUUGACCCUCCAAAGGAAGCGCAGAAGAAUCGCACUGAAGAAGAAGAGGAUCUCUAAGGCCAAGUCUGAUGCUGCUGAGUACCAAAAGCUCCUUGCAUCAAGGUUGAAGGAGCAGAGGGAGAGUAGAAGUGAGAGUUUGGCCAAGAGGAGGUCCAAGAUUUCUGGUGUUACCAAGCGACCAUCUGAAGCUGCUUAAGUUGUUGCCUUUUUGUUGGUUUAGUCUUUGUCAUGAGAUAAUUCAAAAUCUAGCAUCAUCUUUUUUGAAUUAGGAGAGUAACAUUCUUGUCGAUGUUUGUUUUUCUGUAGUUGUUGCUCAAAUACUUUGCGUCUCUUGGACAGUGUAAUAUGAUUUCUAUAUGAAUUGCCAUUUCUAUCUAGUUUGCCUGA